AUGUUGUCGACUGGUUGGAUAAGAACAUCGACGAAGGAUUGCAGGCAAGUUGCGCGGAUUGGAGCGCAAGUGCCAGCAGUAAACCUUCUCAGAGUUCGCAGUCUUGCCGCAGACCGCCACCGCCUCAAUCUGAAGAGUGGCACGAAACCGCCUCUUCGGAGCAGGCUUGUGUCCCAGGUUCCACAUGGUUCGGUGAUGUUCGGGGAUGGUGAGUACAACGAGGCAUCUCAAAGCCAAGCGGAGUCUCUGCUGCUGGUCUUGAACGGUCUCUUGAAGGACAUGAAGUCUUGGAAGAGUGAGGCCAGUGAGAUGGCGAGACUUCGAGUUGCCGAUUACGGUUGCUCGCACGGGAAGAACUCGUUGCCGAUCGUCUCUGCAUUGAUUGCAGCAGGCGAGAAAACCCGCAUAGAUUUUUUUUUCACAGACCUCCCUCAGAAUGAUUGGGAUUCGGCAAAGCGGGUGCUGCAAUCCCUCGGGCACGUUGAACCAGCUGACAAAGCCAGCUUCCACUCCCCGGCUCUCCUACAGCCCUUCGUGGACGAGGCUGGAAGCCCCCAUUCGGUGCGCAUGUUCAUGUGCGGGCGCAGCUUCUACGAGCAAGUGAUCCCAUCGAACUCCGUCAACCUCGGAUAUUCAGGUACUGCAAUGCAUUGGAUUUCCCAUGCACCCAAAGGCUCAGGCUUCUUUAACGGGGGCGAUCUUUUUUUUCGCAAGCUGGAGCGGAGCAAUCCCAUGCGCCUGGAGUGGGAGAAUCUUGCAGCCAAGGACUGGGAGAGCAAUCUGAGAUCUCGCAGUAAGGAGCUUGUCUCGGGUGGUUCUUUGCAUCUUGUGGUUCCCGUUUUUGAUGCUGAAUCAUGCCCAAGCUCCACGUAUCAAAAGCUUUCCGACGUGAUGAUGGAGACCCUGCAAACCCUUCUGCGUCGUGGUGAGAUCUCGCAGCAAGAGGCUGAUGCGUUUGUAAUGCCAGUCUUCCAGCGGUCGCGCGAAGAUUUCGAGGCUCCGUUCCAAGGAGGAGCAUUCGAGGGGCUUGUGCUGGAGAGUUUCUCGACACAUGUUCUCCCGUGUCCUUACUGGCAAACAUCCAGGCACGACCCCGAAAGGUUUGCAGACUCCUAUGUUCGCAGCGUGAGAGCGUGGAGCUACAACAGCUGGAUCUCCAAACUGGCCGCCAUCAGCCAUCAGGCAGACACCAUCGUCGAAAAGCUUUACAGGGCCAUCAACGAGGGCAUCAUGAAAAAUCCUGAAGAUUUUCGCAUGGACUACGUGCAGGCGUACAUGACGAUCCGCAAGCUGUAA
Symbiodinium natans is the source of this 1296-nucleotide messenger RNA. Lineage: Eukaryota; Dinophyceae; Suessiales; Symbiodiniaceae. The record is from the annotation of a GenBank genome assembly.